Messenger RNA from Nycticebus coucang (slow loris), 830 nucleotides. RefSeq names its product retinol binding protein 1 (gene RBP1). NCBI's taxonomy places the organism in Eukaryota, Metazoa, Chordata, Mammalia, Primates, Lorisidae. Gene Ontology annotation, molecular function: fatty acid binding. Gene Ontology annotation, cellular component: nucleus; cytosol. The record is from RefSeq and is a predicted model, not a curated record. The transcript is spliced from 4 exons. Gene Ontology annotation, biological process: vitamin A metabolic process; fatty acid transport; retinoic acid biosynthetic process. The coding region runs from base 231 to 638 and encodes 135 amino acids.
AGGGGGAGGAGCGACCGCUACAAUGGAUCCCCGGGCGGGCUUUGUGCUCGCCUGGAAUCCAGCGGUUGCCGCCCCGCCGAGCCCCCAGUCCCCACAGGGCGCGCGUUUUCGGGCCGCCCACCACCCGGAUCGCAGCCGCAGCCGCAGCCGCAGCCGCUGCCCCUGCCCCUGCAGAGCCCAGAGCCGCUCCUUCCCGCUCCGUGGCGGACCGGCCCUGGUCACUUCCCAAAAUGCCGGUCGAUUUCACCGGGUACUGGAAGAUGCUGGCCAACGAGAAUUUCGAGGAGUACCUUCGAGCGCUCGAUGUCAACGUGGCCUUGCGCAAAAUCGCCAACUUGCUGAAACCGGACAAAGAGAUUCUGCAGGACGGCGACCAUAUGAUCAUCCGCACGCUGAGCACUUUCAGGAACUACAUCAUGGACUUCCAGGUCGGGAAGGAGUUCGAGGAGGACCUGACGGGCAUAGAUGACCGCAAGUGCAUGACCACAGUGAGCUGGGACGGGGACAAGCUCCAGUGUGUGCAGAAGGGCGAGAAGGAGGGACGCGGCUGGACCCAAUGGAUUGAGGGUGAUGAGCUGCACCUGGAGAUGAGAGUGCAGGGUGUUGUCUGCAAGCAAGUAUUCAAGAAGGUACACUGAGGCCCAGGCAGACUGCUGGUCUCCAGGAAUGAGUGUUGUGGGUAUGUGGGCCAGGAUUCCCCACUCUUUGCAUAGCAUGAGGCAGAGAUGUUCAGCCACCCCCAGGCAUCUGUUAGUAGAGUCUGCCUUCUGGCUUUGUUUCUUUUCCUUUGCUUAAAACAAAGCCCCGUCAAUAAAGUGAUCUGUGUUCAA